Molecule: messenger RNA, 2744 nt
Organism: Mytilinidion resinicola
Lineage: Eukaryota; Fungi; Ascomycota; Dothideomycetes; Mytilinidiales; Mytilinidiaceae
Exons: 2
Coding region: 247-2709 (820 amino acids)
Biological process (GO): carbohydrate metabolic process
Molecular function (GO): hydrolase activity, hydrolyzing O-glycosyl compounds
Source: RefSeq, a predicted model, not a curated record
CUCGUAUCGCCCAAGACCGAGUCGUCGACACCGCGCGCGAGGGAUUGCCGCAGGUGGGUCACGGGAGCUAUUCUAAGAAGGCCCUAGCAUCCGUCGUGACAGCUCGCAACGCCCGUUCCAAUUCCUGCCCUCUGUCAACACCCACCUGCAGCUUAAACACACCCUUCCUCCGCCAUGCCCCGCAACCCCGCAAAGUCCUACGAUUCCGAUUGAUGCUCCGCUUGAAAUCCACCCCAAAUACCCGCCAUGUCCCGCUACGACUUCCCCACGAGCCCUGUUGCGCAUGCCGAUGCCGUUGUCGCCGGCGACAGCUACCGCUUCACCAUCCUGACCGACGGCCUCCUCCGAUACGAAUGGGCUGACGAUGGCAAGUUUGAAGACAGAGCUUCGACCUUUGCCGUCCGCAGGAAGCUUGCCGUUCCCGACUUCUAUGUGUGGGACCGCGGGGACGCCGUGGAGAUCUCGACCACUCGCUUCCACCUGAUCUAUAACAAGAAGAAGUUCAGCUCUGAGGGCUUUGCGAUACAGCUGAAGGGGACCAUUACCAAUCGCUGGCGCUACGGCCAGGAUAUCAAGACUCUGGGGGGGACAACACGGACACUGGAUAUGGCGAAUGGGAGGAUCCCCGUCGAGCCUGGAGUGCUUGCUCGGGAUGGCUUCGCCGUCAUCGAGGACUCCAAGACGAUGGUGUUUGAGAAGAAUGGGUGGGUUGCGCCCCGUAAGCCUGGAACUCGGAGCGAUGCCUACAUAUUCAUGUACGGCCACGAUUACCGCGACGCCAUGAGGGCAUAUUACGCCGUGUCUGGAAGUCAGCCCUUGCUCCCCCGGUGGGCCUUGGGAAACUGGUGGAGUCGCUAUCACCGCUACUCGCACACUGAAUACAUUGAUCUCAUCGACCAUUUCGAACGUGACAACGUCCCAAUGACCGUUGCGGUUCUGGACAUGGAUUGGCACAAAGUCAAUAUCCCUCCGGAAUACGGAAACGGCUGGACUGGCUAUAGCUGGAAUAGGGACCUUUUCCCACACCCGUCGAGCUUCUUGCAGAAACUCCGCGACCGCGGCUUGCGGACGACCUUGAACGUGCAUCCUGCCGACGGCAUUCGUGCUUACGAGGAUCAAUACAAAGAAGUAGCUAAGUAUCUUGGGUAUGAUCCUUCGAAAGAGGAACAGAUCAAAUUCGAUUGUACGGACCGCAAGUUCAUGGACGCUUAUUUUGAUAUUGUACAUCACGAACUCGAAGAGGAGGGUGUCGACUUCUGGUGGGUCGACUGGCAACAGGGUGAUCGGUCAAAAAUCGAGGGAAUUGACCCACUAUGGGUGCUAAAUCAUUUCCAUUUCUUGGAUAUAGGCAGAGGGCGACAACGGCCCUUGAUUCUCUCCAGAUUUGCUGGCCCUGGAUCUCACCGAUACCAGAUUGGAUUUUCUGGAGACACUGUCAUGACCUGGGACUCCCUUCAAUUCCAACCUGAAUUCACGGCAACGGCUUCCAAUAUUGGAUAUGGUUGGUGGAGUCACGACAUCGGUGGCCAUAUGCACGGGUACAAAGACGAUGAGCUUACUACUCGGUGGGUUCAGCUUGGAUGCUUCUCUCCCAUUCUAAGGCUGCAUUCGUCAAACAACAUAUUCAAUACCAGAGAACCCUGGAAGUUCGGCACUGAAGCGUGUGAGAUUAUCGAGGAGACGAUGCGCUUGCGCCAUCGUCUCAUUCCAUAUCUCUAUUCCAUGAACGCCCGAUCUGCGUUAGACGACGAGCCUCUAGUACAACCUAUGUAUUGGGACUAUCCUGAUGCCGAAGAGGCAUACACUGUGCCGAAUCAAUUCAAGUUCGGCAGCGAGCUUAUCGUCGCUCCCAUAACGAAGUCUCGAGAUCCAGAUACGCAUCUCGGGAAGGUGAAGGCUUGGCUUCCAGGGUUGCGCUUCGUCGACAUCUUCACUGGAGUUGUGUAUGACGGAGAUCGAGAUCUCCUACUCCACAGAUAUCUCGCAGGUGUUCCUGUGCUAGCUGCCGAGGGAGCCAUUGUCCCACUCGACGCCUCGCAUCACUUGAAGAACGGGGUGCCGAAUCCAUCGUCCUUGGAAAUCUUACUUGUCGUCGGAGCCGAUGGUUCUUUCGAUUUGAUAGAAGACAACGGAACAGGCACUCAGGUCGAUGACGGCGGAUUCCAGGUUGUUGAAGCAGACGGCCAAGAAUCUGGCGACGACAAUGUCACUUUCAGCUGCACCACAAUCAGCUACAAGCAGUCAAGUGGCGUUCUGCGCAUUGGGUCCACUUCGCCCAUGGACCCGUCUAUUCCAAAGCACAGAGAUUGGACGAUUCGUCUUAUUGCCCACACUCCACGGGAGGAGGUCCGAUGCCAGCUCAAAAACACCAAAAAGAGCAGCGUUGUCAAACCCCUAGCAGACUCCAGGGGAACAGUCAUCCAGUUGAACUCUGUACCUAGCGACCAGGAGUGCGUCCUCGAGCUUGGGCGUGGUCCUCAGCUCGACAUCGUCGACCCGCUGUCGUUAUGCUGGCCCAUUAUUUACGAUACGUAUAUGGACUACGACAAGAAGGAAGCCAUAUGGUCUACUAUCACUGCCAACCAACCCGUUAGCACGCGGGUGUCUAGACUCCAAAACAUGGACUUGCAGCAAGAACUGUUGGAUGCUUUGUUGGAGCUCAUUCUUGCUGACUCCAGAUGGGCGUCGCAGGAAUCGUUUGGAUUUUGAUGUAUUGGAAAAGUGAUUGUCAUUUGAAAUCCUGU